GGGGCUUUGAAAAAGAGAGUACAGCUGUAGUUUGGCCAUCCACUCCAGGCUCCAGGUACCAAUAGCGGUACCAGUACUACUGUACGGUAGUAUGACCAGCCACUACAAUGACGAAGAUUGAAGAGAAAAGAGUGGCAUCAGAGAGCUCUGCGAGCCACUUUGGGCCUCCUUGCGGGCAAGAAAGUGCUCUUUUUCUCCGCUUGAGAGGUUGAGGCAGCUUCAAAAGAUAUCACAACGAGGCUUUUGCCCUUUCGCCAAGGAGAUUCACGACCAAGGUAGCAAGCUCUAGCUGCAGAUUACUUCGUAGCUCAUUGACUUUCAAAGCCCUGCUUUUGCUCUUACGUCUUCACCAUGGCCAAACCUGUCCCUACCAGCAGUGAAUACCCCACUGAGGUAUCACUCCCGACCUCACCUUGUUCCUUUGAUAUGUCUGUUUCGUCGAUUGAGGUAUCUGUGGUGUCGCUGGAGAUGGAACAAAGAAGAGAAAAACGAAGGCGCCGCAAAUCCUCUCACCAGCAGUCUCAUGAAAAGACAGCUCUGCGUCGGUCUCUCUCGGAUGAAGAGAACAAGGCUCGAUGGCAGGGCGUGAAUGCCAUCGAUGACAAGCAGACUCUAAGUGUGCCGCGACGCAAGCGCAGUCACCCCAUUCUCCUUGACGUGGACGAGGAGACCAUGACGAACGAGGAAGAAGACAAAAGCAACUGGAAUGCUGACCGCUUCUCAAGCCACAGCAGCAGCCGCCACAUCAGCAACGAGGAGGAAGAAGAGAACCGCAGGUGGAAUGUAGACCGGUUCUCCAAUCAGAACCGCACCACCAGCACCAGAAGACUCGCACGGAAGGACAGCUUUGGUGUGCAAGAACUCACACAGUCGUUGGAUGUCUCGGCCCGAAGUCCCAGAUUGCCCCGUCGCACCGCCAGCUCCAACAGGAAUCUCCUAGAAUUCGCAGAUGAUGACUGUACUAACGACGAUGCCCACAACAGCUCCAAGAUUCUCAUUCCCCAGGAUCAAUUGAUGCCUGACCUGACAGAGUUCGGACCUCGUCAGGUGAGCAACGACGCCAGCUGCUUCGAGGUGCUACCACCCGAGUUGCCUAUUCGAAAAGAGAGUGUUUUGGACCUCAAGUUCCAUGCAAGCCGAUCCCAUGACUGUUUUCAGCACACCAGCCAAGAAUGUCCGUCCUGAGCAAGCAGAGGUGAGCCUUGGCAGCUUGGAGGCGA
This is a messenger RNA of Seminavis robusta, 1220 nucleotides long. The record is from the annotation of a GenBank genome assembly. Lineage: Eukaryota; Bacillariophyta; Bacillariophyceae; Naviculales; Naviculaceae.